Colletotrichum lupini is the source of this 1038-nucleotide messenger RNA. RefSeq lists its product as uncharacterized. The record is from RefSeq and is a predicted model, not a curated record. The transcript has 6 exons. NCBI's taxonomy places the organism in Eukaryota, Fungi, Ascomycota, Sordariomycetes, Glomerellales, Glomerellaceae. The coding region runs from base 1 to 1038 and encodes 345 amino acids.
AUGGAAGUCAUCCAGUGCAAGUGCGCAAGCUGUCAAGCAAUAUUGGCAACUUUCUUCAAUUUAUGGACUCAGAUUGGGAAAUCUUAUACCAGUCCUACGAUUGAGGCCCAAGGCAAUACUCAGAUGAUCGCCAAGGAACCCACGAGAAUUGGUGAAGCAGGAUACCUCGUUGCCGAGUGCGAGCUUCAAGAUGUCGCUUGCGCCAAAUGUGAUAACGUCAUCGGCCUCAUCUCGCAAAUACUUCUCAGAAAGACAACUAUCGUGUUUCUCAAGAAGAAUGGCAAGCCGGUCGAGCUCAAUGUGCGCCACACAUUGAAGCUCCGGAAUGACUCUCGCCCCGGAUCGUACCCGGCAAACGAUCAUUUCAAUCCCGAUUCUGGUAAGGUUUUGGGCCUGGGCAUGAAUACUGCCGGUUUCCAAGUCGUGUCCCAAUUCGACAGCGCUGUUUUGCGCAUCGAAAAGGAGAUGGCAAAGCUCAACUCGACUCUAGGUCAACUUCAGAGUGACUUCGAUCUUCACAAAGCUGACUUGAAGUCUGUUAAGAUCGAAGUAUCCAGUGGGGAGUUCUCGACACAAAACAGUUUCAAGCUGUCUCGAUUGGAGAGCCAGGUUCGGACCGCAAACGCUGCCAUAUCUGAGAUGAAGAAGCUCUCCGAAGAAGUUAAUAGGGAGGAUGUUGAGCUCCGAAACGAUCUCCUAAUCUCGCGAGAAGAUUACAAGCAGCUCGAAAACGUAACCUGGGCCUACAAGCGGAUUGCCAAGGAAACAGCCCUUUUACAAAUUGAGUUGAGGCAGCUGAGACAGAUGAUGGACCAGGACCGCAAAGAGAAAGUCGACCUGUCAAAGCAGCAAAUACCGUUACGGGAAUUGGAUAUCUUGACCAGCAACAUGACCAAGAUUGAAGCUCGGGCAAGUCAAGUGGAGACAUUGCAGAUGGAGUUUGAUCUCUUCAAGAGCAGGAUACAGCGUCUGGAGGCGACAAUCCAAGAGCACGGCCACAUCUGGCCCAUCGAACAAUACCUAUCCAAUAACGAAUGA